Molecule: messenger RNA, 655 nt
Organism: Pelobates fuscus (common spadefoot toad)
Lineage: Eukaryota; Metazoa; Chordata; Amphibia; Anura; Pelobatidae
Gene: EFCAB10
Product: EF-hand calcium binding domain 10
Exons: 4
Coding region: 103-495 (130 amino acids)
Molecular function (GO): calcium ion binding
Source: RefSeq, a predicted model, not a curated record
CUGCGUUUCCGUCUACUAAGCCUGGAUUGGCGUCUAUGGUAGUGACGUGAGCCUGCGGACUCGUUUCCUAGCAACGGAGAGACGCUGCGUUACAGACAGACCAUGGCUGCCGGCCGGGAGAUGGGGGCUGGGGACUAUCUGCGGGAAAACAAAGUUUUGGAGUUAAUGGACAAUUUAACCAGCCUGCUGCUUUACCACCGGCCAGAAAGGCCAAAAGACUUUCUAAUUGAGCAGUUGGAGAAACUGAAGCUUGCUAGGCUGGCUGAUUUAGAAUAUCCUUGUCUUUUUGAUGAUUCUAAUCUUGAUGCCAUCUUCAGAAUUCUUGAUCCCUCAGGCCAAGGAUAUAUAACAGGAAAACAAUACAUGGAAGCAUUCACAACUCUUGGUGUAGACAUCAGCAACAUCAGAGAACCCCCUGAGAAAAUUACACUGGAAGUGUUUAAGUAUGAGAUGAGAACACAGAUGAAGAGAGCUUGUGCAACUUUUAAAACCUAACUUUCUCAGUGAAGACAUUUAUUUUCAGUUCUGUGCAUUUUUGUUCUCUAACAGUUUUUAAACACAUUUUAGAAUAUAUAUAUUACAUUCAGUUUCCUAACCAUACCUGUAAUCAAUAUGUAUAGGACCAUAUCAAUUAAAACAUUUUGGUAGCUAAAAA